Molecule: messenger RNA, 2901 nt
Organism: Syngnathus typhle (broad-nosed pipefish)
Lineage: Eukaryota; Metazoa; Chordata; Actinopteri; Syngnathiformes; Syngnathidae
Gene: igsf5a
Product: immunoglobulin superfamily, member 5a
Exons: 10
Coding region: 1399-2448 (349 amino acids)
Biological process (GO): cell-cell adhesion
Source: RefSeq, a predicted model, not a curated record
CACACCGCCUGCUGAUUGGUUAACACAGCGGUCAGCAACGCGAUUUCAAACCGGCACUAUUUUAUGAGUGGAUAGCUCACACGUCAAUCAACUAUUUCGACAAGGUGCUUGUCUUUCUGGACAGCAAUCUGCUUUGGGGGGAAAAAAGCGGAAAAUGUCGCAAGUUCUGUUUUCAAUCUCGCUUGAGCAGUUAUUGUCUUGCCGUUUUGUUGGCCGCAAUGUUUGGGCGUGCAUAUGUGAAUUUCUUUUCCCGCCUCACCGUGCAAUUGUCCCUAUAACGGCGAAUGGAUAUUGGUUGGGGAUUGAGAGAGGGGUGUGUACUUUCGCAGCCAAGUCUUUUGUAUUAGGAUUGGGAAAAUGGCGACAGGAUAAUUGUGCUUGUGCAACACCAUCUCGCAAUGUGCACAGCGACAGCUUCCGCCAUUGUGCAGUGUGAACACCAAGCAUGACCUAAGCGGCGCUGCGGACUCAUUUAAUUCGUCAUAGUUCCAUUUUUGUCGGGGAUCUCCUGCACGGUGUCAAUGGGGAAUAACUAAAUGCAUUUUCACGUGUCACUCCCUGCAGUGUUGCAUUUGCAAUUUAAUUUUGUGUGUGUUGUGCAGACCGUGCCACACGUGUCACGUGUGAUUUGACUCUAAGCAAAUGUUGCCAUCACAGUAUUUAAAAUUCAGCUUGACAUUGCAACAUGUAUUUCAAUUGGAACACAAAAAAAUCCAUUCUAUUUCCAUCCCCACAAGAAUGAAAACAACCAAUAGUCGCAUAUUGCUAUUUUCUUUUUGAAUGCCAGAUUCAACCCAGGUUCUUUGUCGCCGGUGCCCCAAGAAAUUAUUUGAAUAAUUUGCAACAGAAAAACAAUCAUCAGUGCACCAUAAAUAAUUUAAACCUAGUGAGUCUAGACUACCUCUUAGACUUUAAAAGGUUUUGUUGCAUUUUACCAUGGACAUUGUCCUGCUCCUUCUAGUGCAUUUGUGUUGGUCAGUAGUAAGAGGAUGGAUGAGUUUCAUAACAAACUCAGUAAGAUGCAGUAAUAUAUAUAUUUUUUUGCAAAGGAUUAACGGCUUUGAGUAUUAUUAUAUUGUCUGUCUUAUGUGUUGCUGUACCGUUUGUGUUCAAACAGCUGAGUGGAAAGAAAUGCCUGUGAAUGGAUCAACUGGAUGUUUGGAAACGAUGCUCUCUCUAAUGUUUCUCUACCUCCCUCCCUCACUUCUUCUUUCCCUCUCUCCAUCUUACAACCAGGACUUUGCAGUCACUAUGGAGAAAAAAAAAGGGCUGGGUUUCAAUGACCCUUGUACCCAGCAGAAGAGUUGAAACGGCAAGCUCACCUGCCGGUGUUUCAGGAAAUGAAGCUUGGCUCCAUGACACACUACAACGGGAUUAAUAACAAAGUUGAAUAAAAGAAUGGACCUAGAUACGUGCGUCUGGCUCAUAGUGUGUGCAACUGGAGUGAUGGGACAGUUCCAAGUGGAGCCUCUGGAUUCUACCGUUCUCAAAGGAACAGAUGCUCGAUUCACCGCCACUGUGCAGGGAAAGUGGGAGGUCAUGACGUGGAACGUCCGAGGUUUUCUGGUCCUCACCUUUCCCCGAAGUGGUAACGUGUCCUCGGCCUCGGAACAAUUUUCGGCGUCCAUCUGCUCUGCCGAGGACACCAGCUGCGUUGCGUUCACCAUCCGCAACACUUCUCGUAGAGAAGCUGGGCCAGUUAUUUGUACCGUGCAAGGAGACUAUGGAUCAAAAUCAGCAACGCUACAUGUUCAAGAGAGCGGUGCAGUCCAAAUCCAAGACGGUGAUUUGAAGGUGGCCGAGGAUGAGGAGGUGGAGUUCACCUGCGUGACUUCAUCUUGGUUCCCUAAUCCUGUUGUGAGCUGGAAGCUGAAUGGUGGCCCUGUAGAUGGCAACCUGUACAACAAUACUCAUGUGCCUCAUGGAGAUUCCUUCAACUCCUCCAGUGUCCUGAAGUUUAAAGCUAUCAAAAAUUCUACUGUGGAGUGUUUGGCGAUGCUGCCGACACUAACAAAGCCACUAUCCAGCACCGUCUUCUUAGUAGUUGUGCCGAAACCUCCAGACUGGACCCUCCUGAUAGCUCUGGUUUGCUCUUUUGGAGGUGUUGCUCUGCUAUUUUUACUCAUUUAUGGCAUAUUCUUUUGCUACAAACGCAAGAAAGAAAAAGAACCCAACUACCAAGAUGAAAUGACUAGAAGAGUAAGAACACAGAGCCAGUUGAGCGGACUGAGACCACCUGGACAGAAACAAGGUCGAGUCAAUGCAGGUUAUGUGACAGAUGGUCGAACAAAUGUCACUUCAAGUGAUCUUUCAGCCAGUGGUUACUCUCACACAACUCCCUCCAAUUUUUUUGAGAUGCCCGAUGCUGUUUAUAAUAUCCACACAGAAAACGACUACAACAACGUGGGUGAAGGUUUCAGAAAACACAGACAUGCCACUACUGUGUAGAAAGACUAAAAACCUUGGACCCCAAAGACUGAAACAAGUCAUGUGUGUGUAGGCUGGACUGUAGAAGAAGAAGACUUCUCUAGGCUUUCUCAGCACACUCAUUGUUAUACUAUGUGUAUUUGGAAAAAUGAGAAUUAUAUUAAUUAUAUUACUCACGCUGUACAGUAUAUUACUAUCUUUUUUUCGGAGGAGUUCUAAUGCAUGUUGGACCUUUCUCAUCGACUCAUGCAUGAAAAGGCCACAAAAGCCUCUUCAAGGGGAAAGCAGGUGAUUGAAGGUUGCUCCACAGUGUGGAGCUAGAGACUCACUUAUUUGUCUUCUCCAUUUGAGUGGGAGGAGAGAAAAGAAAACAUCCUGUAUAAAAGCCAGCAUCUCUGUGAGAGGAGCUACCACAGGCAUCAUUGGAGACAUCAGGGACGCUCUUAACUUGACCUACGCACACGUGCUGCAAUG